GUGUGUGUACCGAUAACUUAACAUUGCAUAAUAAUGUCUGGCCGCGGCAAAGGUGGAAAAGCAAAAGGAAAGGCGAAGUCUCGCUCAAACCGUGCUGGUUUACAAUUUCCUGUCGGUCGUAUUCACCGGCUUCUUCGGAAAGGCAAUUACGCUGAACGCGUCGGUGCAGGAGCUCCAGUGUAUUUAGCUGCUGUGAUGGAAUAUUUGGCUGCUGAAGUCUUGGAACUAGCGGGAAACGCUGCUCGCGAUAACAAGAAGACUAGGAUUAUUCCUCGUCAUCUCCAACUUGCAAUCCGCAAUGACGAGGAGUUGAACAAAUUGCUGUCUGGUGUUACCAUCGCUCAAGGUGGUGUAUUGCCGAAUAUUCAAGCUGUUUUGUUGCCGAAGAAAACCGAGAAAAAAGCUUAACUAGUAUGUGACUAGUUUCUUCUACAACCUACACGAAUGGCCCUUUUCAGGGCCACAAAGAAUUUUCAAACGAAGGAAUUACCCUAACUAAUUCAUCAAUCAACUUUCCUAUCUUUUUUUUUAAAGAAAAGACAUUACAAUAAUAGUAGAAUAUAAAAAAAAACCGUCCAACUAUAUGAAAUUCACCAGCUAAUUUAUUUUCUGUCAUUUGGACGAAUUCAGAAAAUACGUCUUCUAAUAAACACAAGCCGUCAAUGGCACUAAAAGUGAAUAGAUUAAAAAAAACCUCGUGAGUGAUCCAGAGAAACUAAACAUAUGAAGAAAGAAAUCGCUUGCACAAUGAAUAUAAACCUUCCUGCAUUCAUUUAAAAGUAGUUUUGAAGGAACAGUUCUACAAAUUCAAAUGUAUAGUAGAGUGUAGAGCAGGCAUGGCCAAGUACACGUGCCCCACUCAGGGAUCUCGUAAUUUUCCGUGCAUGGCUCGCUUCCCCUCUUUUUCGCCCGUAUUUCGAUCCCCACUACU
Molecule: messenger RNA, 931 nt
Organism: Ceratina calcarata
Lineage: Eukaryota; Metazoa; Arthropoda; Insecta; Hymenoptera; Apidae
Product: histone H2A-like
Exons: 1
Coding region: 34-408 (124 amino acids)
Cellular component (GO): nucleosome
Molecular function (GO): DNA binding; structural constituent of chromatin; protein heterodimerization activity
Source: RefSeq, a predicted model, not a curated record